AGCCGAAUGAAGACCUGUAGUUAUUUGUUUUAUUAUUCCACUAUAGUUUAGAAGGGUCUUGCUUUUAUAGCGUUUCCAGAAUCUGGAUUCUGGUCAAAGAUAUUGGUCUUCUUGCUUUUUAAACAUAUUGCAAAAAAUAAAGAGAGAGGGUUUUACAUUAGAAACAGAAUCAUCUUUCUUCUUCUUAUCUUGUCUAUCUUGUAAAUGAAUUGAAGGGUUAUUCUAAGGGAUGAAAGAUUUGAUUUUGAUGGUCAAAGUUUAAAAUCGACGAUUUAGAAAAUUAGAAAUAGUGAGUAUUGGUGAUUUAGUGAUAGAGAUUGAAGCUUAUAACUUGUAUUGAUUUAUGGGAAAGAAGAAGCCACAAAAAAUUAAGGAACUUUCGGUGGCAAUAGGUGAAGCAUCAUCAACAAUAGAUGAGAUGGGGCAGCAACAACAACAACCACCACCUCAAGCUCCUCGAAAAAGAGGUAGACCCCGUAAGAUUAUUGUCAAGAUGGAAAGCGAAGAAGAAAAGGCACAAGCUAUAGCAGCACAAGGCACUGAGAGCUCAACGGAAAAAGGUUCAACCAAAGAAGAAGAGGGAGCAUCAGAAACAUGCAUGAGGAUUACAAAGCAAGAAGUGAUGCAACUUCCGAAAGGGGAACCCUCGAGAAGCAGAGCUAGGAGAAAAAGCAAGCCCAGAAAGAGUAGUUAAUAUAACUCAUAUAUAAUCAUUACUCCUUUUUCUCUUCUCUUUUUCAUCAUGCAAUUCUUCCUUCCUUCCUUUGCCAUGUUUUUAUUUCCGGGAUUUUGAUUUAUAACCGAUAUUGUUGCUGUCAAAACAAACAAUUUCUCUCUCAAGUUAUUGGUUUACCUUUUUCUAGUUCUUUGGUGUGUAACUUUUUGUUUAUUUUAUCUAAUCCUUGUAUUGAGUUAUGGUUUCAUGAGUUCAAUUACUUGUUUCUUUAGUUGAACUUGAAUGAUGCAUUGCUUCAUUCACACGCAGAAAAGAAAGUUAAUAUGUUCUUAUUUGGAUGUGUUGUGUUUAUUGCAUACAACUAUAAACUAUUGUUUUGCAUAUACAAUAAUACUUAUCCUACUGGGUAUUUUCUUGAUAUCCCAAAGCUAGAUUUUUUUCUUGUU
Abrus precatorius (Indian licorice) is the source of this 1122-nucleotide messenger RNA. RefSeq lists its product as uncharacterized. The transcript has a single exon. Lineage: Eukaryota; Viridiplantae; Streptophyta; Magnoliopsida; Fabales; Fabaceae. Bases 344 to 694 code for a protein of 116 amino acids. The record is from RefSeq and is a predicted model, not a curated record.